Ostrinia furnacalis (Asian corn borer) is the source of this 3044-nucleotide messenger RNA. RefSeq lists its product as uncharacterized. Gene Ontology annotation, cellular component: nucleus. The transcript has 8 exons. The record is from RefSeq and is a predicted model, not a curated record. Gene Ontology annotation, biological process: regulation of transcription by RNA polymerase II. The coding region runs from base 485 to 2440 and encodes 651 amino acids. Gene Ontology annotation, molecular function: DNA-binding transcription factor activity, RNA polymerase II-specific; RNA polymerase II cis-regulatory region sequence-specific DNA binding. NCBI's taxonomy places the organism in Eukaryota, Metazoa, Arthropoda, Insecta, Lepidoptera, Crambidae.
UGAACAGCUUUCGUGCUCACGCUCGUACUUUUACCGUUAUACGUUCAUUUCGAGUAGUGAACGGCCGCGGUUCGCUCGCCGACGCCUCUCACUUCGAGUGCAGUAAAUAUUCCCGGUGUUUUCCUUAUCUAAUUAGCUAAUUGUUAGUCCGUGUAGGGGUUUGCCCGAGCAAGGUAGUCGUGUUCAGUCCCGACAGUGCGUCAGCGCGAGUCAUCGCGAGCCCGGCUCUCUGUGUAAACAUCAUCAUUUAUCGCUACUUUGCCAGCUAGGCACCAUGCGGUCGGUGCUCUUGCCAUAUGCCAUGUAAAACUUUGGUGUGAACAUUGAAUUUAUAAACAGAACAUUAUUUUGUGAACUCAACGGACCAUUUGGAUUGCAGUUUGACAUUCUCCAGUGAUUUGUCUAUGUCAAAAUAACAUAAAUAAGUGAUUCCCUGAUGUUAUUUGUGUUGAUGUAACAUCAAUGCAAUCGUGAAGUGUUCAAAAUGGAUAAAAAACUAGAUUUGUUAUCACUGUUGGAGUCGGACUCCUGGCCGGCUUCCGACGAUUUUCUGGAGAACAUCUUCUCCCUGGACCAGGGGUCGUUGAACUUUCUUGAGGAGUCUAUGCCAGAUUUCGGUCUUGGUCCGGACAAUUUAUCGAAGCCAUCUGAAGGGCUGAGCAGCUCAUCCUCAGACAGUGGACUCUCCAGCGACCAGGCAGAAUUCGACUUCGAACAGCAGCUCUCGCCAUUCCUGAUCCAGAACUCGUGCGAUGAAGACCAGGGCUCCACCUCGGGCCUCGAGCCUACCAGUCCAGGGAACGCCCAGGAUGUCGUCAUCCAAGACACCAGCGACGCGUCGAACAGUUCUUCAGAGGUGGUGGAAGAAGCGUUUGACAUGGCGGACUUUGAGCAGAACGUGGUCCCGGGAUUCAUCAACACUACAUUCCACAGCUCGGGCAAAACCGGUCGCAAGCGCCGCCUCUCCCAAACACCUCAAGUGGUCGUUCAACCGAAAGUUCAAAAACCCUCAGUAAAAGUAGCCGCGAGCACCGUCCAGAAACCUCAACUGGUUGUGAAGGCCCAACCGCAGAAACCCUUGAAGGUUGCCAACAUCCAAGUCCUGAAUCCGCAGACCAAGGUGUACUCGAAACCGGUGGAGACUGUAGCUCCUCAACGAAGGGUUAUUCGCGUAGCACCAAUGGCGGGCAACCCUCGGUCGAUCCUUCUCCCUGUCACCAUCAAGGACAUGAAAGACCUGAAGUCCAUUAAGAUCAUCAACGCAGCGGAUCUCAAGAAUGCGUCGAACAUCAAACUGGCAGCGGCCAAUCUGCUGUCGCAGAGCAAAAUGCAGGACAUCAAAGUUGAAUCCAGGAGCGACUAUGAAUACGACCACGGAGGCAAUAAUUGCGAUGACUCAGGCAGCGAGAGGAGCGAGGAAGACGAUGACAAGGACAGCCAGAUCAACGACGGAAAGAACGGGUAUCCCCGUCUCGUUCUAACCGCCGAGGAGAGGCGACUGUUGGCGAAGGAGGGCAUAUCGCUGCCGACCAGCUAUCCUCUGACCAAGCAUGAGGAGAGGGAACUCAAGAGGAUCAGGCGCAAGAUUAGGAAUAAAAUCUCUGCUCAGGACUCCAGGAAACGCAAGAAGGAAUACGUCGACGGGCUUGAGGAUAGAGUAAAACAAUGUACAGCGGACAACCAGACUCUAAUCAGGAGGAUAAAGAUUCUACAGUCGCAGAACCAGUCUCUGACAGCCCAACUCAAGAGAUUACAGAACGUCCUCACCGGCGUAACCGGCGGUUCCACCGGCAAGUCCGCUCAGCCGGCCACAUGCCUGCUAGUUCUGCUGCUAUCCGUGGCGCUAGUAGCGCUGCCGUCUAUGCGCGAAGAGAUGCGCCCGCGCAACGACCAGCCGUCCGCCGCGCCCGCGCUCACACGCGCUCUGCUCGCCGCCAACAAGAAUGCCUUGGAUGAGACCGUCAUCGACGACGGCGAAUUCAACAUGGAAGAGCUGAUCACAUUCAACCGCCCACACUCCGACCACGACUACCAAGUUGUCAAGACGCUGGAGGCCCCCAAGGCACCGGGGGGCUACGUCGACCUGCCCAUAGACGAAGACUGGCCCCCCAACCUCAAGAAACGCAUGAAAAAGCUCGAGUUCGACUACGAGGACGGCAGGGACUACCUGCCGCCGAUCGUCAAGGAGGAAAACUACGAAAACGUGUACAAAGCCGAGUCCAAAAUGAGACCAGAGGACGACGCGCUCAACAUCGAAAACAAUCUCCUCACGAAUACCAUCAUAUCGACCGGCAGAAAACUCGGCGAAUUGCUCGACGUGUUCCCGCCAAUACCGGUCAAAAACGAGGACAUCGUCAUUGAGGAGAUCUCAGACUAUGACACGCGAAACAUCACCGAAGUCAAGAGCUUCGUAGUCAACGGCACUCUGAACGAGUUCUAAAUUCCUUAGUAGCACAGAUUUCUAUAUUUUUUAUUUCUAUAUCUUUUCUUGUUAAAUCUUCUUUUCAGAUGAAUAUUUUAUUAUUAUUUUACAAAUGACUGUCAUUAGUUACGAUGAAAUUAUUCCUUCAUUUUAGCCUGUGGAUGCAUCUACUCCUAUAUGGAGUAGCGCCUUUUAUUUUAAGAAACGAGUUUUAUUAUAUUAUUGGAAACCGUGAUGAAUGAUUUUAUAUAUUUAGGUUAAGUAUUAUUUUGAGCGGCGUUUGAUAUUAAAAUGUCAGGUUUAGGAAUGAAAGUUGUUAAGUAUUUAUUUGAGACUUCAAAAUUAAUAUAUUGUCUGAUAAAAUAAUAUAAUAAUUUUUACAGAUCAUGCUUUGUUACGCAAUCUAGAUUAAGUUAUUUUUUAAGCAUUUUCGUGUUACUACUUGGUGCAAUUAUGUAUAAGUCUGCACUGUCUUCAGUGUUAGCUAGUUCUGUUAAGUAUUCCAUAGAUUUAUUAGUUCUUGUUCCUUUCACACAUAUUACUUAGGAAUUUGCUUCAGGCCGUUGUCUUCGGAACUUUGAAUAUGGAUUGGAAAGCUAGUUCGAAUAAACUGUGUAUGGAA